Molecule: messenger RNA, 891 nt
Organism: Hyla sarda
Lineage: Eukaryota; Metazoa; Chordata; Amphibia; Anura; Hylidae
Gene: URM1
Product: ubiquitin related modifier 1
Exons: 5
Coding region: 180-551 (123 amino acids)
Biological process (GO): protein urmylation; tRNA thio-modification
Cellular component (GO): nucleus; cytoplasm
Molecular function (GO): protein tag activity
Source: RefSeq, a predicted model, not a curated record
UAGGAGCUGUAAUGGCUGCCAUCCAGAUAGAACUGGCUAUUAGAAAUAGGAACAAUAUCCAGCGCUAAGAAAGCAACAAGAAUAUAUGAAUAAUUCACGUGGAAGAGGUGAAGAAGCAAUGAAUAACUUAUAGAGAACACUCCCUGAGAAUCUACUGCCCGGCCUUGCUUCCUGUCACCAUGACAACCGGCCGAGAUGCAAGCACUUCCUGUGCGGGCGGUCCGACUUCCGGUGGCUACGGCAACAUGGCGGCGCCCAUGAGCGUGCAGCUGGAGUUUGGAGGUGGCGCAGAACUGCUGUUCCAAGGAAUCAAGAAGCAUCAUGUGACCUUGCCCAGCCAAUCAGAGCCUUGGGACAUCAAGCUGUUGCUGGUUUGGAUAAAAGAGAAUUUGCUGAAAGAACGCCCUGAGCUAUUUAUUCAAGGGGAUACAGUGCGGCCGGGUAUCCUGGUUCUCGUGAAUGACGCUGACUGGGAGCUGAUGGGCGAGCUGGAUUACAAGCUUCAAGAUCAAGACAACAUUGUAUUCAUCUCCACGUUACACGGCGGAUAGAGGAAAACAUCUGGUGAUCUAGAUCAAACCAUUGAAUCUGUAGGGGGGUACGGUUGGUGGUGGGGAGUGGGGGGGGGGCCCUUGCAUUCCCAUCAGGUUGCGUAAUAUGACGUAAUUUUCAAUGAAGCGGGAUAUACAUGAGGGUGACGUCUGCCAAGUCUCAUGUCACGUCUCCGAACGAAUAGGUCAGAGCCAUCUGCUUUGUGACACCUCGGACAUCCCAUUUACCGGUGGCCUUAUAAAAACACGCCAAGAGCGCCCUUUAUUAGGGAUCGUGUAUUUUCGCAAUGCUUGUACGUCCCAUAUGUCACUCCAUUCAUAAUAAAUAUGACAAUUUUCA